This is a messenger RNA of Nilaparvata lugens (brown planthopper), 3599 nucleotides long. It is a transcript of the gene CtBP, whose product is annotated as C-terminal-binding protein. Gene Ontology annotation, molecular function: transcription corepressor activity; NAD binding; oxidoreductase activity, acting on the CH-OH group of donors, NAD or NADP as acceptor. The transcript has 12 exons. Bases 653 to 2155 code for a protein of 500 amino acids. Lineage: Eukaryota; Metazoa; Arthropoda; Insecta; Hemiptera; Delphacidae. The record is from RefSeq and is a predicted model, not a curated record.
CCAAAAAUAUUAUAUUCAUUUCAAUAACUCGCUAAUACAUUUUCAAAUUCUAAUAUACGUUUCUUAUUUUGAAGAUUAUUUUCCAUAGAUUUGUGGCAGAAUUAUCUGGUGAGAUUUUUUCCAUUCAUAAAUUUAACUAUAUUUUUAAAAUUUCAAUUUCUAUUUUUAUGCCUUUGUUCAUUUGGUAAGGGCUGUGAUCUCGCGAAAUCACGGAACUGGGGUCGUUUCACGAGAAACAACGAGAAUUGACACCAUCUUCUUCUAGUGGGGGUCGAACAUCAACUACUUUUUCUUUAGAAAAUAAAAUAGUGUUUUGGAUUGUGAUUACAAAAUUUUCAGCAGUUUUGAAAAGUAAAAUAUUGAAACAAACAUUUAUACUUUGAAGAUUCGUCACUAGUACAAAUUUGUAGUGAAGACUGCAAGUGUGUUAGUUUGAGUCGGCUAUUGAAACCAACGAGGCAGCGUGGCUCUUUGUUUCUGCCAACUUACAAGGUGUUGUGUUGGGAAGAGGAGGAGGUGGGGCGUCGUAAUGUGGUGCGUGGGCGGUGUGUGAGGAGGAGCAGGAAGGAGGAGGGGGGCCGAAGUGUUAGUGUGUGUGUGUGCUAGUGUGUGCGGUGUGGUGACUGUGGCAGUGUGCUAGUGUGUGCUGACAAUGGACAAGCGGAAAAUGAUAACGAAGAGGCCGCGAAUGGACAACCUGGGUGGGGGGCGGGGCCCGAUCACGAAUGGCCCCAUGCAGACGAGGCCAUUGGUGGCGCUGCUCGACGGUCGUGACUGCUCCAUUGAGAUGCCCAUACUCAAGGAUGUUGCCACUGUCGCCUUCUGCGACGCACAGUCCACAUCCGAAAUACACGAAAAGGUCAUAAAUGCAGCGCAAAACGAAUUUGAAAAUAAUAGCGAAUUUAAAUAUGGCAAAACGCUACGAAUUAUUGUCCGUAUUGGUAGUGGUGUGGAUAAUAUUGAUGUUAAGGCUGCUGGUGAAUUGGGAAUAGCUGUAUGUAAUGUGCCCGGGUAUGGAGUGGAGGAGGUGGCGGACACGACGCUGUGCCUCAUACUGAACCUGUACAGACGCACCUACUGGCUGGCGAACAUGGUGAGGGAGGGCAAGAAGUUCACCGGACCCGAACAGGUGCGCGAGGCGGCCCAGGGCUGCGCCAGGAUACGAGGAGACACGCUCGGUAUUGUUGGACUAGGGCGAAUUGGCUCUGCAGUAGCUCUACGAGCAAAAGCAUUUGGUUUUAAUGUUAUUUUCUACGACCCCUACCUACCCGAUGGAAUUGAAAAAUCCCUUGGAUUAACACGAGUUUAUACAUUACAAGAUUUACUUUUUCAAUCUGACUGUGUAUCAUUGCACUGUACUCUCAAUGAACAUAACCAUCACCUAAUAAAUGAAUUUACCAUCAAGCAAAUGAGGCCAGGUGCAUUCCUGGUGAAUACAGCACGAGGAGGCCUGGUCGAUGACGACGCGUUAGCAGCAGCACUGAAGCAAGGACGAAUCCGAGCGGCGGCACUUGACGUCCAUGAAAAUGAACCCUACAAUGUGUUCCAAGGCGAGCAAAGACCGCUGAAGGACGCACCGAACCUGCUGUGCACACCGCACGCGGCCUUCUACUCGGACGCCUCGUGCACGGAGCUGCGGGAGAUGGCCGCCUCUGAGAUCCGCCGCGCCAUCAUGGGGCGCAUCCCCGACUGCCUGCGCAACUGUGUCAACAAGGAGUACUUCCCGUCGGGCGGUGUCGCGGUCGGCGGCUAUCCUGUCAUGGGGCAUAAAAUGGAUAACAGCGUUAAACGAGAAAUACAUGAAGGUGGAUAUCUAUCCCCUUCAGAGUCGAUAGCUAUGGCUUUUAAGGUUGGAGCUGCGGCGGCAGCAGCCGAAGGAAUGAAUGGCGGCUACUACGCAGCGGCAGCGGCGGCGGCGGCAGCAGCGGCGGCAGCGGGAGGUGGUGUAGGCGGAGGCGGCGGCGGCGGUGGAGGUGGUGGGGGCGGUCCUCCGCCCGCCCUGCCACCCCCCGUCCAGCAGGCGCACUCGACCACGCCGCACGAGGUGCCGCCUCCACGGCCCGAACCUCUGCCUCCUCACUCACUACCUCUGAGCUCAGGGCCCGACCCAUCAAAUCAUCACGCACAGAAGCCCGAGUCAUCUGAGGUGCAUUAAUAGCAGCCGGGCGACAGGGGACGGCACUCUCUCUCUCUCUCUCCCCCUCCCCAUGCCGUUGCCACUGCUGCUGCUGCUGCUGCGCGGUUGUCUCUACAUGUACAAAUCAAUAUCAGAGUCGACUUAUUCAUGCAACAUACAACUGGAGAUAUCAUUCAAGUGUUGGAACAUCAUAUCUUUCUGGUUAUUUCAGAUUUGUUUCAAUUAUUGACGAUAAUUGUUACAAAAAAUUUAUUUCAAUUAUUUUGUAUCAUUAUGAUUAUUCUAUUAUUAUUACUAUUAUUAUGAUAUUGUGUUUUAGAUAAGAAUUUUUAUACUGUAUACUGUCACGAGAUACUGUGCGUUCUUGCUUGAAACAUUUCACAGUCGAGUAAAUUUACUUAGUCGAGCGUUUAAAAUAUUCUUUAUAACUAUAGAUUAAUUUUACAGUUUAGAAAACAAAUUGUCGAGUCGUAAAAGUAUAUGAAGCAAGUGAAAAUCGUAUUUUUUGAAAAUAGUACAAAAAUGUAUUGUUGAAAUGCCCCUUGUAUUUGCUUGUUUUAUAUUACGGUUUUGUGAACUGAGUUCAGUUGCUGUUAUGUGAAACUUCAAAUCAUCUAGUUGUAAAUAAUAUUAUACAUUUUUUCCCAUUGCAAUGGUAGUUUUUCAUAAAACUCUCCUUUUUGAUGGUAUGCGGCUAUAAUAUGUUGUCGUAGUUAAAUGACUUGCUUGUUGAUCAGUUCUUGUGAUAUCGAACUUGAAAGUAUUCAAGCAUUAUUUGUGUUUAAUCGGACGUAUAUUCAAUCGACGGAUGCUUGUUAUCUUUCUCACUCAUCAGCCAGUUCUUCUGUUUGAAGAGUUCUGAAUCCUAGAUUAUAUUAAUCAUGCUGGUAAUGACAGAUCUCUUGCUUGAAUGUGACGCCCGAUGAUUUAUUUAUUCAUGAACAAGCUGAACUCAGUUGACAAAGUGUAAUAUUUUGUUGAAUAUAUACAUAAAUACAUAUUGUAUGGCUGCAUCGGUAGAGCCGUCUCUUACCCUAUAAUGUUGCUCGUUGUCUUGCUAGAUGGAAGUGGAUGAUUCUGUGUUGACAGUUUUUCUACGUAUAUUAACAGUUUUUGAUAAGUGUGCAAGUGGGAUGCUGAUGCUGAUCUCAGUCAGUGUUUUUGAAAUUGCCGCCGUCGAGUGCAGUGAAUGAAAAACAAAUAUUAGUGAAAUUUAUCAAUUGUAGACAUUUUGACUAAUGUGUAUAAAAUUAUAAUGCAGCAUGUAAAGUGAUAGUAGUUGGAAUAACUACAGUUUGCAACUGAUAUUAUGCUUGAACUCAACUGACUAUUGUAAUUUUGUAUUUCAUGUAAAUGAUUUCUGGCAUUAUCAACUUUUAUCUUUUGAAUAUUUUGAUCACUUUGUAUUGUAAGCUGCUAAAUAUUAAUAAUAUGCUGGAUCGAAUAUUAUUCCACAUUUUUU